Molecule: messenger RNA, 1482 nt
Organism: Zasmidium cellare ATCC 36951
Lineage: Eukaryota; Fungi; Ascomycota; Dothideomycetes; Mycosphaerellales; Mycosphaerellaceae
Exons: 1
Coding region: 1-1482 (493 amino acids)
Biological process (GO): heme biosynthetic process
Cellular component (GO): mitochondrion; mitochondrial membrane
Molecular function (GO): protoheme IX farnesyltransferase activity
Source: RefSeq, a predicted model, not a curated record
AUGCUUCAGCGCCUGCCUCUUACGGCGUCUCUAACUGCACUCGAUACUGGAUCGAUAUGUUUGCGAUGUGCCAGGCGGAUAGCGCGACAAAAUGCAACCCUGAGACGACCCUUCUCUAAUGCCGUCCGAGCGAGGCAGGUUGCCAUUGCGAAAGAUGAGGAGGUGGACAAGAGGUUCUUCUGGGCGAAUGCGUUUCAUACCAGCAAGCAGAAAGAGUCAGAAAUAUCAGAGAAAGCACACUCGGUGAGGGAAGGGCUGCGAGAAGCACAGGAUGCCACACCAGCUGCUUCACAGGGGCCAUUGGCCACAGCUAUUGAAGAACCACCACAUCGCCGGCGGAAACGGUUAAAAGCAGCUGCGAUUGUGGACAACACUGUAGAAAAGCCUCUCCCACCAGAUGCGUCGUCGACGCUUUCUCGAGAUGCUGCUGCGGCACCAGCGAAGUCGCUGCGAAGGCUGAUCUCGACAUAUCUCGCCUUGUCCAAGCCACGACUGGCCUUCCUUAUCGUUCUUACGACAACCGCAUCAUAUUCCAUAUAUCCUGUCCCGGCGCUUUUAAGUACAUCGGUCACGGAUGCGCCCUCACUCAGCACGCUCACGCUGCUGUUCCUCACCACUGGAACAUUUUCAUGCAUUGCAUCAGCCAAUGCAUUAAACAUGCUGUUCGAGAUCAAACAUGAUGCGAAUAUGAGCCGGACGAAGAACCGGCCGUUGGUACGAGGGCUUCUCACCAAAAGAGCGGCAAUACUCUUCGCGAUCGCAACAGGGAUAUUUGGCACUGGUCUGCUGUGGUAUGGAGUGAAUCCUACCACUGCAGUUUUGGGAGCCAGCAACAUCGCGCUUUACGGCUUCGCCUAUACAUUUUCCAAGAGAAUCCAUCCUGUCAACACCUGGGUCGGGGCGAUCGUGGGCGCUAUUCCACCCUUAAUGGGCUGGUGUGCUGCGGCAGGGCAGUACAGCUCGACGGAUGCAUCCCUCACAAACCCUGACUCUAUCGCAAAGGAGUUCAAAGAGCUUCUAUUCACAGAACAAGCCAUUGGAGGAUGGCUGAUUGCGGCUCUGCUGUUCGCGUGGCAAUUUCCCCACUUCUUUGCGCUCUCGUACGGCGUGCGGCACGAAUACGCAAAUGCUGGAUACAAGAUGCUUACGUCGUCCAACAUCCCGAUGGCAGCACGCGUUUCGCUUCGUUACAGCUUCGUCAUGUUUCCCAUUUGCGCCGCACUGAGCUACUACGAAGUGACAGAUCCAGCUUUUGUUGCUACGAGCAGCGUGAUCAACGCAUGGAUGCUGCGGGAGGCGGUCAAGAUGUGGAGGCUCAACGGAGAGAAAGGCUCGGCAAGGGCUUUGUUCUGGGCCAGCGUGUGGCAACUGCCUAUUGUGCUGGUACUGGCCAUGGUGCAUAAGAAAGGGCUAUGGGGACGAGUGUAUGCGAGUGUGUUUGGUGAGGGGGAUCUCGACGAAUGGGAGGAAGAGGCAUUGUAG